AUCGUCCCACUCUUCGAUGGCCAACAUUAAUGGUUAACAUUUAAAUACAAAUAUACGAUAGGUUUACAGAACCCAUCUCCUGAAAGCAUGCUUAGGUUAUUGAAGUCAUGAUAAUCAUGAAAUGGUUAUGCAAAAAAAGGAAGGUCAUGUUAUAGGCCCAUCCACCUGUCAGCCAGACUACAAGAUCUGUCAUUGGUGGGGAAAGCAAUAUUAUUCACACAUGUUGCAUGGAAACCCCUGAGGGUUUAUGAUAGUUUAAAGAUAAAGCCUAUAAAAUACUCAGCACUGAGUGUUUUGUAUCUCCACCUCGAGCAGUAAAUGUUCUAGUGAAGGAUGAUUCUGCUGAGAGCAGCUCUGCAUCUUCUCUCCCUCCUGACUGUCAGAGGAGGGCAACCUGUAUGUCAGACAUACGGAACAAAAGAACUGUCUCAGUUUUCUAAAGAGGGAGACAUCAACCUUGGAGGCAUUUUCUCCUUCCAUCAGAACCCAGUCACUGUCAAUCCAGGUCUACAGGUGAAUCCAGGAACAAUCCAAUGUGAAGGACUGGACCCAGGAGAGCUCCAGUAUGCAUACACUAUGAUGUUCGCCAUAGAGGAGAUCAACAACAGCUCGGAGCUGCUGCCAGGGUUGACACUCGGCUACACAAUCUUUGACUCCUGCCCCAGUAUCCCUCUGUCCAUCAAGGCGUCAUUAAACCUGAUGAACAGGUAUGCCAGUGGGGAAGUAAGCUGCCCCAGACUCUCCAAUGUACAUGCAGUCAUAGGAGAAACCACAUCCACCUCCACAAUAGGUAUUGCACGCACUGUGGGACCCUUCCAUAUACCUGUGAUCAGUCACUCAGCUACUUGUGCAUGUCUUGGUAACAGAAGAGAUUACCUGUCCUUCUUCAGAACGAUACCAAGUGACAUUUACCAGAGCAAAGCGUUGGCAAAGCUGGUAAAACACUUUGGCUGGACCUGGGUGGGGGCUAUCAGAACUAACAGUGACUAUGGAAAUGGUGGCAUGGCCACGUUCCUGGAAGCAGCUGAAAAGGAAGGUGUAUGUGUUGAGUACUCGGUGGCUAUUUACAGGACUGACCCCAGAAAGCGGUUCUUAGAGGUGGUUGAUAUCAUAAAGAAAUCCACGUCGAAAGUGAUCGUAGCAUUCGCUGACGGCACAGACCUUGACAUUCUCAUCAAAGAGCUUCAUGCUCAGAAUGUGACCGGCCUGCAGUGGGUGGGCAGUGAGGGCUGGAUCACAUAUCGCUAUAUUGCCUCUCCUGUCAACUACGCUGUGGUUCAGGGGGCAGUAGGCUUUGCGGCACUCAAUGCUCACAUCCCUGGAUUACAGGAGUUCCUGGUCAACAGCAGACCCUCGACCGCACCAGGAGACCGGGGACUGCUGGAGCUGUGGGAGAAGGUGUUCAGCUGCACCCUGACUCCCCAUGCAGAGACUCAGGGUUCAGUGGCAGCGUGCACUGGAAAGGAGUCUCUGCGGGAUACAAACACACGCUUCACUGAUGUUUCAGAUGCUAGUCUGCUGAAUAAUGUUUACAAGGCUACAUAUGCUGUAGGCCAUGCAUUGCACAUGCUGUUUACCUGCAAAGAUGGACAGGGGCCUUUUGAGAACAACACCUGUGCUGACAGGGAAAAUAUUCAACCAUGGCAGGUGCUGCAUUAUCUGACUCAGGUGAAUUUCACCACUAAGAUUGGUGAAAAUGUGUUCUUUGAUGAGUUGGGGGACCCUGUGGCACGUUACGCUCUGGUAAACUGGCAGAUGGGUGAGACAGGUUACAUACUCUUUGAGACUAUUGGUUACUAUGAUGCUUCCCAUCCUGAGGGUCAGCAGUUUGAGAUGAAAGGAGACAGAAAAGCCAUCUGGGCAGAUGAGAGUCUUGAGGUGCCGCGGUCCAUUUGCAGUGAGAGGUGUUUGCCAGGGACCCGUCGGGCUUUUGUGAAGGGCAAACCUAUCUGCUGCUUCGAUUGCAUCAUCUGUGCUGAAGGGGAGUUCAGCAACAGUACAAGUGAGACAGCAGGACUCUUGGCCUUUACUCUCGCGCUCAUCAUGUUUCUGUUGGGCAAAAUCCCUGCCAGCGCUUUACUGUUCUAUCUGAGGAUGUGUGUGCUGUACAGCUUAAAUAUAUCUAUGCUUUCAGAUGCAGUGAAAUGUGACAAAUGUCCGCCCGACUACAAGUCCAAUGAAGAGAGGAACAGCUGUGACUUGAAAGUCAUCGAGUUCCUCACCUUCAGAGAACUCAUGGGUAUCCUGUUGGUCACUUUCUCUGUCUUCGGGGCGUGUCUGGCGAUGACAAUAGCCUUGAUUUUUUUCCACUACAGACAGACUCCCGUUGUCAGAGCCAACAACUCAGAGCUGAGCUUCCUGCUGCUCUUCUCCUUGACUCUGUGUUUCCUGUGUUCUCUGACCUUCAUCGGCCGGCCGUCAGAGUGGUCCUGCAUGCUGAGACACACUGCGUUCGGCAUCACCUUUGUCCUCUGUAUCUCUUGUGUUCUGGGGAAAACCAUAGUUGUUUUAAUGGCCUUUAAAGCGACACUUCCAGGCAGUAACGUGAUGAAAUGGUUUGGACCCGCACAGCAGAGACUCAGUGUUCUGGCUUUCACUCUCAUACAGGUUUUAAUUUGUAUUCUGUGGCUGACGAUCAAACCUCCAUUUCCCUUAAAAAAUACAGAACACUAUAAAGACAAGAUUAUACUGGAGUGUGCUCUGGGUUCACCUGUCGGCUUCUGGGCUGUGUUAGGAUACAUAGGACUCUUAGCAUUGUUAUGUUUCUUUCUUGCCUUUUUGGCUCGAAAGUUACCAGAUAAUUUUAACGAAGCUAAAUUCAUCACGUUCAGCAUGUUGAUAUUCUGUGCAGUCUGGAUCACAUUUAUUCCGGCUUAUGUCAGCUCACCUGGGAAAUUCACUGUGGCUGUGGAGAUAUUUGCUAUUUUAGCCUCUAGUUAUGGACUUCUCUUCUGCAUUUUUAUUCCCAAGUGUUACAUCAUUUUAUUGAAACCUGAGAACAAUACAAAGAAACAUUUAAUGGGUAAAUUGACCUCAAGAGCCCUUUAAUGUUUUAUUUAAUUAAAAAAAACAAAAACAGCAAUCAAUUGUCAACAUUUGUCUGUCUCUAGUUUGUUUAUAGAUGUAUUAAUUAUAUAUGAAGACAUUUUAGGUGGCAGAUGAUUUAUUAAAACUAUUCUUAUAGUGUUAUUUAUCAAUAAUGACAUUUUCAAGAGUGUAAUAUUGUAUAAAUGAUUAAUUAAGACAUGGAAUGUGGCACUGAUACCACUGAUUGUGCUUGUGUAACUAUUUCUUUGAGUUGUUUGACAUUGAUACAGUACUGUUUUAUAAAAA
Messenger RNA from Solea senegalensis (Senegalese sole), 3333 nucleotides. Its product is annotated as extracellular calcium-sensing receptor. Gene Ontology annotation, molecular function: G protein-coupled receptor activity. Gene Ontology annotation, biological process: G protein-coupled receptor signaling pathway. Lineage: Eukaryota; Metazoa; Chordata; Actinopteri; Pleuronectiformes; Soleidae. The coding region runs from base 334 to 3048 and encodes 904 amino acids. The record is from RefSeq and is a predicted model, not a curated record. Gene Ontology annotation, cellular component: membrane. The transcript has 5 exons.